GACUUCUUUUCUAUCCUGCAUCUCAGAUGUAUGGAGUACUCUUAGAGAUUCACACUAUUGAUUUCACUCAUUCUUAUCCCAGGGAUCCGUCGUGUUUCUUUUCUUGUCCCGCAAUAUUCUUUCUCGACUGCUUCUCGAUCGUCUCCACAUUUCAUUUCUUAUCUCUCUCAUCCUACGGCGUGCAAUAGCCUCAAGCCCUUUCUGCGAUACAGCCUUGCUCAGAUCGUCUGCAAGGUUAUUCGGAUUGCACAGCUGUCAAUCUUUGCCCGACUGGAUGCAUCUACUGCCAUAUCAAUAGCGGCCAUUAUACGCUUCUACACAAGUGUUAGAGUGGGUCGUCGAGGACUUCAUUUCGCAGAGAAACGGGAACAUCGCACCGGCGUUGCAACUCUUCCGUCGUGUGAUAGAAUCACCAACGUCUCAUUCCCUACAUAUCCCUAUUUUUAUUUGUUGCACGUAUACAAUCAGCAGCAUGUCGGCAAGCGCGAUUGACGCGGUGUUGGGCCCGGCCAUCCAGAUGGCAUCCCCGUGGUCGCUCUUCGACCAAGUAUGGACCACAAUCAUGGGUUAUUCCGCCGAUGAAUUCCACUUCGACCAGGAGAAGACGCCCAUGAGCACCUUCAAGGAGACAGGUGCUAUGAUCGCGUUCUACUAUCUGACAAUAUUCACCGGGUACCAGUGGAUGAAGAACCGUGAACCGUUCAAACUCUCUACUCUGUUUAAGAUACACAACUUCAUGUUGACUGCUGUGAGCGGGGCAUUGCUUGUCCUAUUCCUUGAACAGCUCAUUCCUUCCAUAUGGAAUAACGGCCUAUAUAAGUGUAUCUGUAGUAAGCCCGGUUGGACCGAUAAACUGGUUGUUCUGUACUACCUGAACUACCUCACCAAAUACGUCGAAUUAUUGGACACUGUUUUCCUUGUGCUGAAGAAAAAGCCACUGACUUUCCUGCAUACCUAUCACCACGGAGCAACAGCCUUCCUCUGCUGGACGCAACUCGUCGGCAAGACUCCUGUAUCCUGGGUACCAAUCACACUGAACUUGACUGUCCAUGUAGUCAUGUACUGGUAUUACUUCCAGAGCGCGCGUGGAAUCCGUGUCGGAUGGAAAGAGUGGAUCACUCGUCUGCAGAUCAUCCAGUUCGUCCUUGAUCUUGGAUUUGUUUAUUUUGCUACGUGGGAUUACUAUGCCGAUGAGUGGGGACUAGAUGGCCUACACCUUGGACGCUGCGAGGGUGAAUUAAUGGCAGCAGUUACCGGCUGUCUUACUCUCAGCUCGUACCUCGUCCUUUUCAUUUCCUUCUAUAUUGCCACAUACCGGAAACCUAGCAAUCGUGGCCGCAAAGCACUCGGCGGCAAAAAGGAUCAGGCUGUCACCGCUACUGGACGCGCAGCAGAAACAUUGAAGUCAGCCCGUAGCCGAUUUGGCACCGCUACUAUGGACUCUGUCGAGUCCAGCAAGAGUCAAUGGGCUGUUUCACGCGACUGAGGGCGAGUGGUUCGCAUUGCGGGUUCUUGCCAUGUAUCGUUUUAACCUCAGCUAUCAGCUUCCACUACAGGAAUUCCUUGGGGCUUCCUAAUCGCUUACUUCAUGCACAGAGUCCUUGCUGAACAGUCAUUGUUUGUGUUGCCGUAGUGCUGACGUUCUAUGCGAAAACUAGUCUAAAUCACAUAUGCUUAGUAACCAAUAAUGAUAAUCAUUCUGC
This is a messenger RNA of Talaromyces stipitatus ATCC 10500, 1703 nucleotides long. Its product is annotated as elongation of fatty acids protein, putative. Gene Ontology annotation, molecular function: fatty acid elongase activity. Gene Ontology annotation, biological process: very long-chain fatty acid biosynthetic process; fatty acid elongation, polyunsaturated fatty acid; fatty acid elongation, monounsaturated fatty acid. Gene Ontology annotation, cellular component: endoplasmic reticulum membrane. NCBI's taxonomy places the organism in Eukaryota, Fungi, Ascomycota, Eurotiomycetes, Eurotiales, Trichocomaceae. The record is from RefSeq and is a predicted model, not a curated record. The coding region runs from base 473 to 1486 and encodes 337 amino acids. The transcript has 5 exons.